This is a messenger RNA of Lecanosticta acicola, 1682 nucleotides long. The record is from the annotation of a GenBank genome assembly. Lineage: Eukaryota; Fungi; Ascomycota; Dothideomycetes; Mycosphaerellales; Mycosphaerellaceae.
AUGUCUGCCACAACCGGCUCAGGCGCUGGACGUUUCCAAGAAGGUCAUCGACCACAUUCAGAGCAAUCCGAGAGCAGUCUGGAGAGGAAACAAAGCGGCGUCAAAGACAUUGAGGCCUCAUCCGCCUCCGACGACAACCGAGAUGUCGACGUUGAGAAGCAACAGCAAACCCAGCAGCCCUCUACUGGUGAAGAGAAAGAGGAAGGAGAUCCAAACGUCGUGGACUGGGAUGGACCCGAUGACAAACAGAAUCCCUACAAUUGGACACCGGUCAGGAAAUGGGGCAUCGCAACGAGUAUGGGCUUGAUGACAUUCGUCGUCACUUUCGCCUCAUCGGUCUUCAGCGCUGCGACGGACGUGACAGCACAACAAUUCGGUGUCAGCUCGGAAGUCAUGAUUCUGGCAGUGGCGCUGUUCGUGUUAGGUACGAUGAGCUAUCCCCUUCCUCUUCAAUUUUCUCAGCCUGCAAUCAAAACAUGGACUGACAUUCUUCCCCAAAAGGUUUCGCCUUUGGGCCUAUAGUCUGGGGACCGCUCUCUGAGCUUUAUGGUCGAAAGCUUCCGCUGUUCGCCGGAUACAUAGUCUUUGCCAUCUUCACGAUCCCGGUGGCGGUGGCUCAGAACCUUCAAACGAUCAUGGUGUGUCGAUUCUUUGGCGGGUUCUUCGCAUCCGCACCAUUGGCCACCGUUGGAGGAUCUUUGGCAGAUUUCUUCGAUCCCGUGAACCGUGGUGUUGCAAUGGCCAUCUUCUGCGCUGCAACAUUCAUCGGGCCUACCCUCGGUCCCAUCUUGGGAGGCUUCAUCACCAUGAGCUAUCUUGGCUGGCGAUGGACGCAGUGGAUCCAGUUGAUCAUGGCCGUCUUGAUGGGUACGAUCGGCUUCUUCGUCAUUCCGGAGACUUAUGCACCUGUACUGCUGCAGCGCAAAGCGAAAAAGCUACGCUACCAGACUCGCAACUGGGCGAUCCAUGCUCCACUGGACGAGAAAGAAGUCGACUUCCAAGAGAUCGCGGACAAAUACCUCCUCCGGCCCUUCAAAAUGCUUGUGAUGGAGCCCAUCCUCGUCCUCGUAACACUCUACAUGUCCCUCAUCUACGGCAUCAUCUACGGCUUCUUCGAAGUCUUCCCCAUUUCCUUCCAGGAAGAACGAGGCUGGAACCUAGGCGUCGGGGCCUUGCCCUUCCUCGGCAUCCUCAUCGGCGUGCUCUGCGGCUGUAUCAUCAUCUCCGUCAUCACCAAAACCCGCUUCGCCCGCAUCAUGCGCGAGACUCAGACGGUGAUCCCCGAAGAGCGUCUCAUCCCCAUGAUCAUCGGAGGCGGUCUUCUCCCCAUUGGACUCUUCUGGUUCGCCUGGACUUCCUACCCGACGAUCAGUCCGUGGCCGCAAAUCAUCGCGUGCGUGCCCGCGGGCGCCGGCCUGAUGAUGAUUUUCCUGCAAGGGCUGAACUACAUUAUCGACGUGUACAAGAUCAACGCCAAUAGCGCCAUUGCGGCCAACACGUUCUUCCGGUCCUGGGUGGGAGCCGGGUUCCCGAUGUUUGCCACGCCCAUGUUCCACAAUCUCGGCGUGCCGUGGGCCAUGAGCUUGCUCGCCUUUCUGUGUGUCGCUCUGUUCCCGGUGCCGAUCCUUUUCUUUAUCUAUGGAGAGAAGAUUAGGAAGAUGAGCAAGUACAGCCCGGAUUGA